GCCAGCUUCGGCGGCUGCAGCGCGUGAGGCUGUCCCGGGACCGGGGUGGCUCGCGGUGCCUUAGCACCAGCAUCCCACACCCCGCCAGGCGCAGGCACAGAGUUAAAGCGGGGCCCGGCUGCUCUGCUGACCGCUGGGGCAGGAGGCUGCGGGGGACCGAAGGGAGGAAGCCCCCAGCACCCCUCCGAGGGGCAGGGCAGCCGCCCUCUGGGCAAUGCAACUCCCGGCGCUGCGAGCCUGGCCCCUCUGGCUUGGGCUGGUGCUGCUGGGCUUGAAGGCAGCGCCCUGCCAGCAAGCUCUUGAAUGUUACCCUGAUGGACAUCAGAUCCUUCAGAGUCCUUACCGGAGCGUUGAUUUUGAUUCAUCACAACUACAGCAAUCAGCUAUUCAAGAUCUCAUAUGUGACCAUUCACUAACACCAGGAUGGUACCGCUUUCUAAUAUUUGAUAAACCAGCUGAGAUGCCAACCAAGUGUGUGGAGAUGAAUCACUGUGGAACUCAAGCCCCUGUCUGGUUAUCUCUAACGGAGUCAGAAUCCAUGCCUCCACCUGGUGAGAUCAAACAAUUAACAGCUUGUGCAACAUGGCAGUUUUUCUUCAGCACUACAAAAGACUGCUGCCUUUUCCGAAUCCCUGUCAGUGUGAGGAACUGUGGAGAAUUCUUUGUUUAUUUGCUACAGCCCACCCAAGGAUGCAUGGGGUAUUGUGCAGAAGAAGCAAAACCACAAACAUGUGAUCCCGGGGAAGUGAAAACUCAAGGUGUCUGUAGUAGUAGACUGUCUCCUUCAUCAUCUCCAUCCCCAUCACCACCACCUCCUACUUCACUUGAAAUUGUGGCAGAGUUGGUUGAAGCCAGUGUUUACUUAAGGUGUACUUUUGAUGUUCCUCUCACAAAUAGUUCAGUGGGAUUUAUUGUAACUUGGUCCAGGCUUGCUUCUGAAGACUUCAAAGAAGAACUGAGACAAGAGACAACAGUUCAGGCAUUCUCACUGUUAGAACUGGAUGGCAUAAAGCUCAGACUCGGAGACAGGAUCUUCUGUAGCAGUUCUACUUUUUUCUUGGGAAAAACAGAUAUACAAAGCCUACCUGUUGAGAGCAGUGAAUUUUUUGCUGGCAUUAAGCUGCAUCCUGAGUCACUGAAUAUAUCAGAAGAUGGAAGAGAAUACAGACUGACAAUAGAAAGUAGAAUUCCUAUUCCUUGUCCCAAAUUUAGCCAACUUGAAAAUGACUGCAAAAUCUCAUUAAAAUUAAAUACUAUUGAUGAAGGUAAAGAGCAGCUAGGCUUAAACUUGGCUCUUUCUUCUUGUGAUGUGGAUCUUCUUCAGAAACCCUGCAUUAAUGGAAUCUGUAGCCAGGUUAUUGUUUAUUUCACUGCUGUGACAGAUUUUGCUCAGGAUGGAGACAGAGUUACCAAGAUUAUGGUGGAACCUAUAUUAAGUGACAAUUUCCUGUGGAACCGCUACAUCCCAGAAGGCAUACAGAUUACAAUAAAGGAUCUUCCCUCUGCCUACUGCUACUCAUUUACUGACCCACAUAUAAUUACAUUUGAUGGCAGGUUGUACGAUAAUUUUAAAACGGGAACAUUUGUGCUCUAUAAGAGUACAUCUCGGGAUUUUGAAGUUCAUGUGCGCCAGUGGGACUGUGGCAGCCUUCACUUCCCAGCAUCAUGUAACUGUGGCUUUGUUGCCAAAGAAGGAAGUGAUAUUAUUGCAUUUGACAUGUGCAGCGGUCAACUACAUGAGUCACAGCCACAUUUAUCUGUAAAGAGUAGAGACAUAAUGGGAAGCAAUAUCAGGAUCACUGAAUCCUAUCUAGGAAGAAAAGUCACGAUCUCAUUUUCUUCUGGAGCUUUCAUUCGUGCCGAUGUGAGUGAAUGGGGAAUGAGUGUGACACUCCGGGCACCCAGUUCAGAUUAUAAGAACACUUUAGGACUUUGCGGCACAUUUGAUGGAGAUGCAGAGAAUGACUACCACACUGUGAAUAGGAAAGAAAUCCCAAAGAAUUCUAACGCUCAUCUUACUUUUAUUAAUGAGUGGAGAAUUUCACCAGGAGACAGUUUGUUUGACAAAACACCAGGUUCUUUAAGUUCAUCCAAGAAAACACCCUUCUGUAGUUGCACAGUUGAGGAUGCUGGAUUAUAUCAAUCGGUGAAUAAAUUGGAUUCUGUUUCUCAAACAGAAUCUGCUUCAUCUUGCAAAGAAAGUGAAAAUGUUAAGUUUCUUUCUUUGAUACCAGGACUGGAUGUCACUGCUGAGUAUUUUAGCUCUGUUGAUCUUAUCAGGCACUUAAGCAGACGUGCAUCUUCACAUGAAAAGGAUUCUUCUGCUCUUCUGUCAGGAGAAGACCAGUCUGUUAAUCAAACCAAACAUCACACACAAACCCUAGCACAUACAGCUAUAAAUUCAAGGGAAGACACUGGAACAGAAAAACAAGGCUCAUUGAGCUUGGGAAGUAGAAGAAAUAAACAGAAGUAUGACAGCCAUCUCCACAAAAGACAGCCUGUCAGAAAUAGAUGGAAGCGCCAGCAUUAUUAUGAAUACCUUUCUGUAUUUCCAUUCCAAAGUCUCAGCCAAAUGGACCUGGAAGGGUUUACCUAUUUUUUUCCAGAGGACCAUAUCCCUGACACACACCAAGAAUUUUUUCCUUCUUGGCCCACACCUUCUGGCCUCACUGAGUCCAGUGCCUUGGCACUAUGCAAGCAAACAAUAGCUAACUCCAGCAUAGGAAGAACUUGCACUGCUCUUCUUGGCAGGCGGAUAGAGGAUACAGUAGAUAUGUGUGUUAAAGAUCUGUUGCUAAAGGAUGAUCUCAGCUGGUCAGAAGCAGGCAUGGCCCUGUUAGAGAAUGAAUGUGAAAAGAGGGUUUUGGAAGAAAUAAAUUACAACACACAAGGAUUUCAGGGGUCAAUUGAAGACCUUCUCUUAGCAUUAAAAUGCCCCAAUCUCUGCAGUGGUAAUGGACAGUGUGUAGAAUGGGGCUGUGCCUGUUUUCAAGGCUUUAGUUCCUAUGACUGCAGUGUGUUGUCUGAUCAGGUUCCAGAAAUUACAGAGCUGGAGAAUGAUGGAUUGUGUGAUGUUCGACAGUAUGACUGUACAUCUGUGAGAGCUUUUGGCCAAGGAUUCAGGGAGUCACCCAGUCUGAAAUGUGAAAUUAUCAAACUACAGUACAGCGAUGGUAAAUGGAUCCUGGGAGAACCUGUGUUUACGCCGGCUGCCUUCCAAAACACCAGAACUGUUGAUUGCCAACUGCCGACUGAUGGUCAGCAAUCUGAUGUCAUGGAUCAGGUUGACGACAAACCUAUUGCGAGGUGGCAAAUCAAGAUUUCUAAUGAUGGAUUCAUUUAUAGCAACCCUAAAACAAUGACAUUAUUUGAUGGAGCUUGUCAAACAUGUGAACCACAGGCAAAUCGGUUAUGUACAUUAAAGGAGAAAACAUGCAACAUAGAUGGCCUCUGUUAUGGGGAAGGAGAUACAAAUCCCACCAGCCCAUGCUUACUCUGCAGACCUGACAUCUCAAAGUUAACUUGGUCAGUUACUGAAAACAAUGAGCCUCCUGUGCUUCAAACUUUGCAAGGCACACUACAGACAUUUUAUGGGGAAAAUUUUGUGUACCAGUUUAUGGCAUCAGAUCCAGAAGGCUCUGCCAUCCUUUUUAUGUUGGACUCUGGUCCUGAAGGUGCCAGCCUUUCCCCUUCUGGCCUCCUUAUAUGGAAGGCUGUGGCAAAGAGUUCACAGAAAUUGACAUUUUCUUUGACAGAUGAUUGCAAUGCUGAGACUAAAGUAAUAAUAGAGGUCAAUGUGAAAUCGUGUGAUUGUUUAAAUGGUGGGUCAUGUGUGACAAAUAUACAUUUCCCAUCUGGAAGUGGAAAAUACCUGUGUGUCUGUCUGCCUGGUUUUGAAGGUGACCUCUGUCAAGUGAAUUUUGAUUAUUGUAAAUCUAAUCCCUGUGGUAUUGGCAGAUGUGUUGAUGGGAUAAACAGCUACUACUGUGAAUGCACACCUGGGCUGCAGGGUAGAGACUGCCAAGAAGAUAUUGAUGAAUGUGCAUCCAAGCCUUGCUUCCCUGGAGUAUUUUGCUUCAAUACUUUUGGUUCCUAUUAUUGUGGUCCAUGCCCAAAAGGUCUACAUGGAGAUGGGGAGAUAUGCCAUGUUGAAACAAAAUUGACAAGUGAUGUUCCCUCACAUCUUUUGGCUCCGGAAAGCUUUGAAGAUGUUUAUGAUGAAAGAGAGGAUGACACUGAAGAAAUGGGAAGGAAUGAGGGUGAAGAUUACAUUUUUCAUGAAGAAAAUGGAAUUGCUGAUGCACAUACUGAUGAGAAUGUAUCUGGUUAUCAACAGUCCUUUGAGAGAGUUCCUAAUGCCACAAGCUUUACUCCGAGUCCUACAGAUGUUGUCGAAAGUUUUAUUUCUGUGAAAAGAGCCAGCAGCACCCCCUCAACCUCCACAGUGAAAACAAACACACCGUGGAAGCGAAUUAAUUCUCAAAUAACCACUUUUGACCAGUCUGCUAGUACCAGAUACAUUGGCCAUACCUUCACUGCCAUCAGUAACCAGCUAGAUAACACAGGAGAAAGCUCUGCUGUAAACACUAUGACAAUGCCAUCUUUUAGGAACAGUCCAGUAUUACACGAUAAGACAACAAUGACACAAUCUGAGGCCUACAAUCCUUUAGAGAAUAGCAAGGACACAUUGCUUAGCAGCAAAAUGAACAUACCCUCCAUAAUGAGCAGAGUAUUAAAAGGAGGAAAUAGUCACAAAGUUCAACACCCAUCGGUCAAGCAUAAGGAUAGUCUUUUACGGUCUGGUUUUGUUGGAAUCACUGACCCACCAAAAGUGCCUGGCACAGAUAUGGAAUCAGAUGCAACAGCAGUGCCUAAGGCAUUAACUUGUGCUGAUUUACCUUGUUUUCCUGGAGCUCUCUGUGAACCAAGCCAUGAUGGAAGUUUCAAAUGCGGUCGUUGUCCUUAUGGUUAUUAUGGAGAUGGUGUUACUUGCAGAGCAAUAUGUAGGCAUGCAUGUGGUAAAAACAUGGAGUGCGUGGCACCCAAUAUUUGCAAAUGCAAACGUGGCUAUUCUGGUUAUAACUGUCAGAGUGCUGUAUGUCAACCUGACUGUAAAAACCAUGGCAAAUGCACGAAGCCCAGUGUCUGUGAAUGUCCCCCAGGAUACAGUGGAUCAACCUGUGAGGAAGCACAUUGUAACCCACUGUGUCAACAUGGAGGCACAUGCUUGGCCAGAAAUCUCUGCACCUGCCCUUAUGGUUUUGUGGGACCCAGGUGUGAAACAAUGGUUUGCAACAGACACUGUGAAAAUGGUGGCGAAUGUCUCACUCCAGAUGUCUGCCAGUGUAAAGCUGGCUGGUAUGGACCUACAUGCAAUACAGCGGUGUGUGACCCCGUAUGCCUCAAUGGUGGCUCCUGUACUAAGCCAAAUGUUUGCCUCUGUCCAAAUGGAUUCUUUGGUGCCCAGUGUCAGAAUGCUGUUUGCUACCCUCCCUGUAAGAAUGGUGGUCACUGCAUGAGAAAUAAUGUGUGCACCUGUCCUGAUGGGUACACUGGCAGAAGAUGUGAAAAAAGUAUCUGUGACCCAAUGUGCAUGAAUGGAGGCAGAUGUGUGGGGCCAAACAUUUGCUCUUGCCCCUCAGGGUGGAGAGGAAAACGAUGUAAUACACCUAUUUGUCUUCAGAAAUGUAAGAACGGCGGAGAAUGUAUCGGACCAAGCAUGUGUCAUUGCCUGCCACAGUGGGAAGGGGUUCAGUGUCAAACACGUGUGUGCUGCCUAAUGUGUGCUCUUGUCGUCCUGGUUAUACUGGAGUCAUCUGUGCAAAGAAACUACAGGUACGGAGACAUCAUGGUUGAAGAAAAUCAAGUACAUGGAUUACAAAACCAUGCUGUAUGGACUAAGAGGCACAUGAAACUAGAAAGAGGCUUUGAAGGCAAUAAGGAAUGAAGUUUAUUUAAACAAAGGGAGUGAUAUCCUGAAGCAUGCCUUUAAAGUAUUCAUUAUGAUUUUAAAGCCAAGGACAUUAAUUUUUAAACAGUGGUAGAACAAUAACAUACUAAGAGCAGAAAUGUAAUAAUCUGUUGUAAAGCCUCAUUUUAUUGUUACCUCACACUCAGAAACCACAGCCUCUGACUCUCUAUUGGACUUUUAGGUAUUGUAGAUGAUACAAACACCAGAUCCCUGGUCAGCUAAUAUCUGGAGAAGUAGUCAUUGGAGCAGUGAUUUGUAGUGAAUGUCCUUCCUUGGGACCUAAUCUAAACAUCUCCUAGCAGCAGGAAGGCAUCACCUGACAGGAUCAGGUCCUGAAAUAUAGCAUUUUGUUUUCACAUACUGAUUUUAAAGAGCAAGU
Messenger RNA from Malaclemys terrapin pileata, 6350 nucleotides. RefSeq names its product von Willebrand factor D and EGF domains (gene VWDE). Bases 215 to 5947 code for a protein of 1910 amino acids. Lineage: Eukaryota; Metazoa; Chordata; Testudines; Emydidae. The record is from RefSeq and is a predicted model, not a curated record. Gene Ontology annotation, molecular function: calcium ion binding; signaling receptor binding. Gene Ontology annotation, cellular component: extracellular region; cell surface. Gene Ontology annotation, biological process: anatomical structure development. The transcript is spliced from 31 exons.